AUGGCUAAGGCAAGGCCGUUGGAGAAUGGAAAGGAUGAAUGGAUGGAUGGGAUAUAUAAAGCUGAAAGAGAAACCACUAAAGUUGAGGCAGGUGGGGUGCAUGAAAAUACAGUCCAAGAAGCAGCAAUAUAUCCUUGGACAAUAUACGGCAGGUUACCCUUACCUUACAGCAACUAG
Messenger RNA from Dovyalis caffra, 177 nucleotides. Lineage: Eukaryota; Viridiplantae; Streptophyta; Magnoliopsida; Malpighiales; Salicaceae. The record is from the annotation of a GenBank genome assembly.